AUAUAAUCAGAUUGAUAUUGCCAACAAUUUAAGCUAUCAUUCAUCUCUCUACGGAAAACACUGAAUUUUAAAACUAAUCACUUUUUUGAUUCUUCGUCUCUGUUACCAACGCUUCGGUUUCUCAUUUUCUCUCUUCCGACAGUUCCGAAUCUAAUUCACAAAUCAGUUUCUUUUCUCGAAGAAAUUGAAAUCUUUCUCCUCUUCUGUCUCCCUCAUCUUUGUCUUUGUCUUUGUCUGCAAAAAAAAAACCUUUGAGAACUCUGAUGCUUUCGCCCUAAUUUGAUCUGCAGCAGCAUCUGUCUUAGUCCAAAGGACUUGUCUUGUUAUGUUUCUAUUAAAAGGAUACAAGACUUAAACUUUAAGCAUAGUUGAUUGUUCUGAUCUUGAAACUCUGGUUUAAAGUCAUUAGAUCUGACCUCAGCUUAGGACUAAACAAGCUUUUUUAUCGCUGCCAUGCCAAAAGCGAUAAACAGCAGUAGUAAAAAACCUUUUCUUUUUAUUCGGUUGGUGCAUUGGUUGUUGGUGUUCUUAUCAACUUUCGUCUUCUAUUAAUUAGCUAUUUUGGUUUUGUCACUUUCGUUGGAGUUGCCCAAAUUCUGAAACUUUGCUGCAAUAUCUCUAUUGGGUCCGGUUUCCGAAAAUUCUGUUUAAGAUAGGCAAAGCUUCUGUGUGUUCUGGUGAGGGGAAUGAAGAAAGUGUAUAGGAAGCUGAUUUGGAUCAGAGACCCAUUAACGAGGGUGAAGAGACACUUUAGUUUACAUUCAGGGUUUAGGGUAUUCAGAUAUAGGAAAUGGAUGUUCCCGUUUCUAGCUAGCUUGGUUUUGUCGGUUACUCUCUUAAUGUAUGUUCUUUAUGGUCAGUUCGACAGUUCUUUUGUGGAGGAGGAGCCAUCAUUGUCUUUUGAUAAUGUCUCUGAAGAAUCAAAUGAUUACUUUGUAGAAUCACAUUUUAGAAAGUCUUUGAAUCCGACAAGGGGGGAUUCGAAUUCUUCAGAGGUUCCUAGGUUAGCUUAUCUGAUCUCGGGGACGAAAGGUGAUAGUCAUAGGAUGAUGAGGACUUUGCAAGCUGUGUAUCAUCCAAGAAAUCAGUAUGUUCUGCAUUUGGAUCUUGAAGCUCCCCCUAAGGAAAGGCUUGAGCUAGCAAUGUCUGUGAAGAGUGAUCUGACUUUUCGUGAAGUCGAGAACGUUCGUGUUAUGUCUCAGUCUAAUCUGGUUACUUAUAAAGGCCCUACAAUGAUUGCUUGUACGCUUCAGGCCGUGGCGAUUUUGCUUAAAGAAAGCUUGGAUUGGGAUUGGUUCAUCAACCUUAGCGCCUCGGAUUAUCCUCUCGUUACACAAGAUGAUUUGUUGUAUGUCUUCUCAAAUUUGUCUAGGAGUGUCAAUUUCAUUGAACAUAUGAAGCUUACCGGGUGGAAACUGAACCAGAGGGCCAAAUCAAUCAUUGUUGAUCCUGGCUUAUACCUAUCGAAGAAAACUGAAAUUGCUUGGACUACUCAACACCGUUCAAUUCCUACAUCUUUCAAGCUGUUCACAGGCUCAGCGUGGGUAGUUCUGAGCCGGUCUUUUCUUGAAUACUCAAUCUUAGGAUGGGAUAAUUUCCCAAGGAUAAUCUUAAUGUACUACGCAAAUUUUGUAUCCUCUCCAGAAGGAUAUUUCCACACACUCAUAUGCAACACCGAAGAGUUCAAGAGCACUGCGAUAGGGCAUGACCUGCACUACAUAGCUUGGGACUAUCCUCCAAAGCAACACCCGAAUUCUCUAUCAAUGAAGGAUUUCGAAAACAUGGUCAAAAGCAACGCCUCUUUUGCUCGAAAGUUCCACAAGAACGAUCCUGUAUUAGACAAGAUCGAUAGAGAGCUCUUAGGCCGCACUCACCGGUUUUCCUUAGGAGCUUGGUGCAUUGGUAGCUCGGAUAACGGCGCUGAUCCGUGCUCUGUUCGAGGGGAUGACUCAGUUUUGAAACCAGGCCCUGGUGCUGAGAGAUUAAGGGAGCUUGUUCAAACACUUUUAUCUGAUGAGUUCAGAAGAAAACAAUGUACAUGAGAGAGGUAAUGAUUCAAGCUAAAAAAAAUUGUACA
Messenger RNA from Camelina sativa (false flax), 2077 nucleotides. RefSeq names its product beta-glucuronosyltransferase GlcAT14B. NCBI's taxonomy places the organism in Eukaryota, Viridiplantae, Streptophyta, Magnoliopsida, Brassicales, Brassicaceae. Gene Ontology annotation, cellular component: membrane. Gene Ontology annotation, molecular function: glucuronosyltransferase activity. The record is from RefSeq and is a predicted model, not a curated record.